Penicillium verrucosum is the source of this 645-nucleotide messenger RNA. RefSeq lists its product as uncharacterized. Lineage: Eukaryota; Fungi; Ascomycota; Eurotiomycetes; Eurotiales; Aspergillaceae. Bases 1 to 645 code for a protein of 214 amino acids. The record is from RefSeq and is a predicted model, not a curated record. The transcript is spliced from 3 exons.
AUGGAAGUCGACGACGUCCUACAGGAAUGGACCUGGCGACAGCCCUUCGACCUAAUCCACAUGCGCCAGCUAAUAGGCGCCUUCACGCCCGUUGAAUGGGACUGUCUAUUCGCCCAGUGUUACAAAAACCUAAUCCCAGGCGGCUGGAUCGAACAAGUAGAAGGCGACCCCCGAAUCCACUGCUCGGAUUCCAGCAUGUCCCCAGACUCAAGUAUGGUCCAGUUCACCCAAGCGGUAUUCCGCGCAGGACAGGAAUGGAACCACCCCAUCGACACACUGGACACGAUGCGUGCUGCGAUGGAAAAGGCUGGUUUUGUUGAUAUCCAUGAGAAGUCGUAUAGGUGGCCUGUUGGUCCGUGGGCGCGUGAUCCUACACUUAAAGAAGCGGGGAGGUUGCAUUAUCAUCAGUGGACGGCUGGUAUGGAGGGUUGGGCCAUGUAUCUUCUCACUAAGUUUGGGGUUCCGACGCCGUGGACGAAGGAGGAGGUGUUGAUUUUGUUGGCGAAUGUUAGGAAGGAGUUGCAGGAUCCGCAUAUUCAUAUGUGGCAGUAUGCGAGGAGAGUUUGGGGGAGGAAGCCUACGGCAGAAGAGGAGGAGGGAAAGGUGAAGAGUGAAGAUACUGAUGUUAAGUACCCUGCCAUGUAG